UGAGAUGACAGUUUGCGCAUCAGCGUUUCUUUCUCGAUAAAAGCUUCUUCUUUCUCUUGCUAACAUUUUCGUUGCGUCUUUUAGGCGAGAGAAAAACGUGCCAAAUGCUUGAUCUCAUCUUAAUCUCACAUAAGUGUGUGGUAAGAAAAAUGUAUUAAAAGCUUUUAAAAAUAAACAUCGAGAUUUCAAGCUGUGGUUUAUAAAUAUGGAAGAAAACAGCGAGAAUGCAGUUUCGAUGCAAAAAAAAUUACCAACGUCCCACGAUUCUGGCUGGAAUGAUCCACCAGCCUGGGCUCUAGCGGCCGCAUCUCAAAAUUCUAGCACUGGAACGCCGAAAAAGAGGCUGAUGAACAAGAGGGUGGCAUUCCCACUGAACUCUAAACCUAUGGAACCAGCAGCUUGUCCUACCAAAGAUCAAAACAUGCCUCCGAUGGUUAACAUGCCACCACCUGUGGGUGUAGGAAGUUUGACGACAGCUCCGCACAGGCCACUUGUGGCACCAACAAAAGCUAGGGAUGAGGAUUCAGACGUUGAAAUUGACAAAGAAGAAGCACUGAAGGAUACCCUUGAUAAUUUGUGCCAUGCCAUGGAGCAGCUCAACUCUGAUAGGAGUGGUGAAAUCAAAAAGAGAAUAGAUAGGAUGGAGACCAUGUGGAACGAGGAUAAACUUAACAAAGUUGUGCAUCGGAAACUGUUGGAAGUUUCUAAAGCCCUAAGGGAAGGUGAGGUGGAAAAAGCAGAUCAGCUCCACGUUUCGCUCAUGAUGAGUAAUGCCUCAGUUUGCAGUUCUUGGAUGCCUGGCAUCAGGCAGAUCAUUACAGAGAUGAAGUCUAAAAAAUUGUGAUUGUGGCUUAUAAGACUUUUUUUUU
This is a messenger RNA of Copidosoma floridanum, 869 nucleotides long. RefSeq names its product steroid receptor RNA activator 1. The record is from RefSeq and is a predicted model, not a curated record. Gene Ontology annotation, biological process: regulation of transcription by RNA polymerase II. Gene Ontology annotation, cellular component: nucleus. NCBI's taxonomy places the organism in Eukaryota, Metazoa, Arthropoda, Insecta, Hymenoptera, Encyrtidae.